Messenger RNA from Salmo salar (Atlantic salmon), 5144 nucleotides. It is a transcript of the gene plch2b, whose product is annotated as phospholipase C, eta 2b. Gene Ontology annotation, molecular function: calcium ion binding; phosphatidylinositol-4,5-bisphosphate phospholipase C activity. The record is from RefSeq and is a predicted model, not a curated record. Lineage: Eukaryota; Metazoa; Chordata; Actinopteri; Salmoniformes; Salmonidae. Gene Ontology annotation, biological process: release of sequestered calcium ion into cytosol; phosphatidylinositol metabolic process; phosphatidylinositol-mediated signaling.
GAGAGUGUUUGGAUACUCUGCAUUCAGCUACUUGAUUGGACUUCCCUUUUGUGCUACUGAGUGAACAUCCCUUCCCAUCCCCACCUCUUUCCCUUUCUUUAAGAGCUUAAAUUUUGCGUGAAAAUCCUUCAGCGAAGGCUGUGGCCUCCCUUAGCCCAGGAUUACAGCUUGAGGAAGAUUUAGAGGUUGACGCGUGUUGCACACUUCUCCUGCUGCCACAGUGCGAAACACACUUGUGUGUACAGUGGCUGCGUCACUGGGACCUGUGCUGUGGAAUGUUUGGUGAAGAAUGGGAAUGAAUGGAGUAGCCAGGGGCCUUCACUCCCUGUCCUAUGGCUAGUUCUUCUGGAGACACACAUACAAACUGAGGUGGUGGUACAUGACAAGGUUUUUUAACUCUGCGUGAUAAAAUACAAUUCUGAAAAUGGAUAUACUUCCUGGAUUAUGGUAGGGAGUUUGAGUUGUCUUCAGGAUGUUAGUUUUGGUUUGAACCACAGUCCAACUGGAGAGACGAAGGCUGUGUGAGGGUGAUAGACACUGGGUAGAGGACAUGAGCGGGAGGCAGGUGUGUGGCUAAAUGAACGGUACAGGAAUGAAUGUCAACUCAGCCAUGGCACCGCUAUCUCCAGGACUAAAUGCCAAUUUAUCUCCAGGACUAAAUGCCAAUUUAUCUCCAGGACUAAACCCCAUCAACACCCCACUGAUGACAGCUCCAUCUCCAAGAUCUCCAAGACUGAGUCUCACCACCACCCCACCGAUGACAGCUCCAUCUCCAAGAUCUCCAAGACUGAGCCUCACCACCACCCCACCGAUGACAGCUCCAUCUCCAAGAUCUCCAAGACUGAGUCUCACCACCACCCCACCGAUGACAGCUCCAUCUCCAAGAUCUCCAAGACUGAGUCUCACCACCACCCCACCGAUGACAGCUCCAUCUCCAAGAUCUCCAAGACUGAGUCUCACCACCACCCCACCGAUGGCAGCGAUAUUUCCAAGACUGAGCCUCACCUCUACCCCAGUUAUGGCUACCUCGUCUACAGUGAAGAGUACCUCUCCAUCCUUUGCUUCCUUGUCUCCUGGACUCUUGUCCCCCUGUCUGUCCUCUCUGAGCGCAGAGAGAAGGACCUCCUCCCCCUUCAGCAGGUCCUCCAGCAGGUCCCCCACCCCAUCCAUCAUGACGUCCCCAAAGCUGUGGCAGAAAACCUCCAUCUCCAGACUGGCAGAGGAGUUCUUCUGGAUUGGUGGAAGCGUCGUAGCACAACCCAAAUGGAGACUGGGUCAAUAUGUGGAGAGGUGUAUGUGCACCAUGCAGACUGGCACCCAGAUGACCAAACUGAAAGGGAAGAAGAAGGGCCUGGUCAGGUUCUUCUACCUGGAUGAACACAAGUCCUGCAUCCGUUGGAGGCCCUCCAGGAAGCACGAUAAAGCUAAAAUAACCAUUGACUCCAUCCACGAGGUCUGUGAGGGCAAGAAGUCUGAGAUCUUCCAGCGCUACGCAGACAGUUGUUUCGACCCCAACUGCUGCUUCAGUAUUUACCAUGGCGACCAUGUGGAGUCUCUUGACCUGGUCUCCGCUAACGGAGAUGAGGCCCGUACCUGGAUUACUGGCCUGAAAUACCUCAUGGCUGGCAUCAGUGACGAGGACAGUCUGGCAAAGAGACAACGCAAAAGGGACCAAUGGUUACAGCAGACCUUCUCAGAGGCAGACAAAAACGGGGACGGCAAUUUGAGCCUGGGAGAGGUUCUUCAGUUACUCCACAAACUCAACGUGAACCUGCCCAGGCAGAAAGUCAGAGAGAUGUUUAAGAAAGCAGACACAGAUGACAACCAGGGUUCGUUAGCUUUUGAAGAAUUCUGUACCUUCUAUAAGAUGAUGUCUACACGCAGAGGCCUCUAUCUCAUCAUGCUCUCCUACAGUAAUAACAAAGAGUUCAUGGACCUAAAUGACCUGGUCCGUUUCAUGGAAAAUGAACAGAAGAUGGCGGGUGUAACCAGAGAAUAUUGUCUGGAGAUUGUCAGCCAGUUUGAGCCAUGUUCUCAAAACCUACAGAAUAUGGUUCUGGGCAUCGAUGGUUUCACCAAUUACAUGCGAAGUCCAGCAGGAGACAUCUUUAAACCAGACCACCAUCAUGUGCACCAGGACAUGACCCAGCCCCUGUGUAACUACUUCAUAGCCUCGUCCCACAACACCUACCUGACAGGGGACCAGCUUCUGUCUGAGUCCAGGGUAGACAUGUACGCCUAUGUGCUCCAGGCUGGCUGUCGCUGUGUGGAAGUGGACUGCUGGGAUGGACCAGACGGGGAGCCUAUUGUCCAUCAUGGCUACACCCUGACGUCCAAGAUCCUCUUCAAAGACGUCAUUGAAACCAUUAACAAAUAUGCCUUCACAAAGAAUCAGUACCCGGUGAUCCUGUCCAUAGAGAACCAUUGCACAGUGCCCCAGCAGAAGAAGAUGGCUGAGUAUCUGUUGGAGGUGCUCCAGGAUAAGGUGGACCUUUCCACGGUCAACAUGAAUGAAUUCAGAAAGUUGCCCUCCCCAGAGCUCCUGAAAGGGAAAGUUCUAGUCAAGGGAAAGAAGCUUCCAGCGAACAUUGAUGAUGAUGCAGAGGAGGGGGAUGUGUCGGAUGAAGACAGUGAGGAAGAGGAGGAUGAAGAUGACACCCAGAUAAACACUGAUGGGAACGCUGCUGGCACUGCAGAUGAAUCCAAACCCAAGAAACGCAGGUCUAUCAUGGGCAGCUUCAGACGCAAGAGGAAAAAGAAGAAGAAAAAGAAGCUAAUGCUCAAUUUAGACCAUGCAGACCAAGAGAACCCCAUCAUGAGAGACAAAACACAAAUUGUGUACCACAACAAGAAAGGGAAGACGAUGAGGUUAUCCCGAGCCCUGUCUGACCUCGUCAAGUACACCAAGUCUGUCCGGGUCCAUGACAUUGAAACACAAGCUUAUAUGACCAGUUGGCAAGUGUCUUCCCUCAAUGAGAGCAUUGUGAACCAGAUCAUGGCUCUGAAGCCAGCUCAGUUGGUGCGAUUAAACCAGAGACAGCUACUACGUGUUUACCCCUCCAACUACCGUGUGGACUCUAGCAACUUCAACCCACAGCCCUUUUGGAACGCAGGAUGCCAUAUGGUUGCACUGAAUUACCAAACAGAGGGCCGCAUGCUUGAACUGAACAGAGCCAAGUUCUCAACCAAUGGCAACUGUGGAUACUUACUGAAGCCCAGGUGCAUGAAUAAAGGUUUCUUUAACCCUACGCUGGAGGACCCUCUGCCAGGACAGAGUAAGACUCAAUUGGUACUGAAGAUUAUCAGUGGGCAGCAGCUUCCAAAACCUAAAGACUCAAUGCUGGGGGAUAGAGGGGAGAUUAUUGAUCCUUUUGUGGAGGUGGAGAUCAUCGGUCUGCCUAUUGAUUGCUGUAAGCAGCAGACAAGGGUGGUGGACGAUAAUGGCUUCAAUCCCAUGUGGGAGGAGAGCUUGGUCUUCACCCUCCACAUGACCCAGAUUGCACUGGUGCGUUUCCAGGUGUGGGACCAUGAUCCGAUAGGACAAAACUUCAUUGGACAGAGGACCAUAGCAUUCGUCAGCAUGAUGCCAGGUUAUCGCCAUGUCUAUCUUGAGGGCAUGGAGGAGGCCUCCAUCUUUGUUCAUGUUGCUGUAAAUGACAUCACAGGAAAGGUUAAGCCAAGUAAUGCUGUAAAGGGUUUUUUGAAAAAAGCUACGAAGAAAGGGUCAGCCAAGGAGCCAAAGACGGUCUCUAUGCACCUCUCCACUUACUCAUCAGAGGACGUCCGUCAGCGGUACCGCAAGGACCUGGACUCCUACUCCCAGGAGAGCAGCGGGAACGGCAGCAUGUUACUGACGCCUGCAGGUAUAGACUACCUCCAUAGAGGGACUCAGAGCGAACCACUGAAGCGAGCUCACACAGUGCAAAUUCUGGAGGAGGAAAUCCAGGGUGCUUCUCCGAAGGAGGAGAAAAAGACGGAGGGGAAAAGGAAGGGCAUCCUUGUCCGCAUGUCCUCCACCUUCUCCAACUCUGGGGCGUCCAUCCCGUGCAUCACAGCAACAAGCCCAGACCUGGAGGACGUGUUUCAGUCAUCUCAGCCACAGAGUCCAGAACCAGAGAGCCAAAUGCAGUCGUUCCAGGCAGCCUGGCCAGAUCUGGAAGACCAGGUUCAGUCUUUCCAUGCACACUGGCUGGGCCGGGACAACUCGGGUCGGUCAUUUGAGCCUGAGUGGCCAGACCCACCUGAGAUUGAGGACAUAGCAGGAGAACCACCGACAAAGCUUAACAGUAAGCCUGCACUCCAAACUGUAACAGAACAUCUGAAUCAGCCCCAACCCCAGCUCCAUCCGCAGCCCCAGUCCCUACCACAGGCCCAGCCCCAGUCCCUACCCCAGGCCCAACCCCAGUCCCUACCCCAGGCCCAGCCCCAGUCUCAUCCUGAGGUCAUUCUCCGGAACCGACACCCACCAUCCUCCCCUGCAAGAGUUAGACGGACCCUGGAGACCCCAGCCAGCCAACGCCCCUCCAACACGUCACGGACAAAGGCCCGCUCUCGCAGUGUUCCACGAAAGCAGCAUACCUCCCCCAUCACCCCGGUAGUUAACCGCAGGGCUGCUGUGCACUGGCAGCCUCAGACUCCUUCCCCUCCCCCCCAGAACCAUUGCCGCUAUGGCCACCAGCCUAUACCCAACGGCCUCUACCUGUCUGACAGUGACUCCAGCAGUGUUGGCAGUAUAGACAGUCUGAGUCUGGAGCUCCUGCCCUCGCGCGUGCCAGUCAGUGGGCAGAGGGAAGUGGGUACCCUGCAGAGAGAGAUGAAUGCCCUCUUUGACCAAAAGAUGAAGGAGAUCCGCUGUAAAUCGCCACUAUUUUUUUACGAUUACUCUACGCUAUAGUAACCGGACACUACAAGGACCACAGCAGUGAGCAGCCAAUUGGAAUAAGCAUGGGAGUAGGAAAUACACUUGUAAACAUAUAGCGUUCCCUUCUAUGUAUCUAGAUGUAUGUACAAAUGUCAUCACAUUUUGAGACCGAACAAGUUUAUUUUGUAUAAGGUAAUCACUUACUUUUUAUGUGGAUAUUGUGAUUUUUGCAUCACGAUGCAUCUAUUGUAAAUAGGACUGAAAACCAAAGUGAAUCGUUCUG